Molecule: messenger RNA, 2532 nt
Organism: Echinops telfairi (small Madagascar hedgehog)
Lineage: Eukaryota; Metazoa; Chordata; Mammalia; Afrosoricida; Tenrecidae
Product: protocadherin gamma-A7
Exons: 2
Coding region: 1-2532 (843 amino acids)
Biological process (GO): homophilic cell-cell adhesion
Cellular component (GO): plasma membrane
Molecular function (GO): calcium ion binding
Source: RefSeq, a predicted model, not a curated record
AUGGCAGCUCGGCCGAGGGGCGGAGACUCCAGAGGAUUCCUCCGUAUCGCCAUUCUUCUGGGGUCCUUCUGGGAAGUCCGAGCAGGACAAAUACGCUACUCCGUGUCCGAGGAGACAGACAAAGGCUCCUUUGUGGGGAACAUCGCCCAAGACCUGGGACUGGAACCCCGAGAGCUGGCGGAGCGCGGAGUCCGCAUCGUCUCCAGAGGUAAGUCGCAGCUUUUCGCUCUGAGCCCGCGGAGCGGCAGCCUGGUCACUGCGGGCAGGAUCGACCGCGAGGAGCUCUGCGCCCAGAGCGCGCGGUGCCUGGUGAACUUCAACAUUCUGAUGGGAGAUAAAAUGAAUCUCCACCCGAUUGAAGUGGAAAUAAUGGAUGUUAAUGACAACGCUCCGAGAUUCCUGUCCGAAGAGAUGAACGUAAAAAUCAUGGAGAACACUGCUCCUGGGGUGCGCUUUCCGUUGAAAGAGGCGAGAGAUCCUGAUGUGGGUGCAAACUCCCUGCAAAGCUACCAGCUCAGCCCCAACCGUCACUUCUCCCUGGACGUGCAAACUGGGGACGAUGGAACCAAGUACCCGGAAUUGGUGCUGGAAAGGGCGCUGGACCGGGAGGAAGAGGCGGUUCACCAUCUCCUCCUCACGGCCUCUGACGGAGGCAACCCACUCAGAUCCGGCACCUCCUGCAUCCAAGUGACAGUGGUGGACGUGAACGACCACUCGCCAGUCUUCGCUCUGCUCCAGUACCAAGUGACUGUGCCUGAGAAUGUGCCCGUGGGCACAACAUUGCUCACCGUAAAAGCUAUAGACCUCGAUGACGGGAUCAAUGGAGAAGUGACAUAUUCUUUUUGGAAAAUAACUAAAAAAAGUCUACAAGUAUUCCAACUGAACUCCCUUACGGGAGAAUUAUCAACUUUACAAGGCCUUGAUUAUGAGGAAUCUGAGUUCUAUGAAAUGGAAGUUCAGGCUCAGGAUGGCCCGGGUAGACUGACGAGGACCAAAGUUCUGAUCACACUUUUAGAUGUGAAUGACAACGUUCCGGAAGUGACGGUAACGUCGGUAAGCAGUUCCGUCCCUGAAGACACGCUUCCUGGUACAGUAAUCGCUCUUUUCUACCUACAAGACCGAGAUUCCGGGAAAAAUGGCCAGGUGACCUGCACCAUUUCAGAAAAUCUGCCUUUUAAAUUAGAAAGGUCAAUCGACAAUUAUUAUAGAUUGGUGACAGCGAAACACCUGGACCGGGAGAGACUCUCAGCAUAUAACAUCACAGUGAAAGCCACAGAUGGUGGAACGCCUCUCCUGUCCACCGAAACUCACAUCUCUAUACUGGUGACAGACACAAACGACAACCCACCCACCUUCUCCUACGCCUCCUAUUCAGUCUUCAUCUCGGAAAACAACCCUCGAGGAGCUUCCGUCUUCUCCGUGACCGCCCAAGAUCCUGACAGCGACAAGAAUGCCCAAGUUACUUACUCCUUGGCUGAGGAUACCUUACAGGGAGCGCCUGUGUCCUCCUAUGUCUCUAUUAACUCUGACACUGGCGUCUUGUAUGCCCUGCAAUCCUUUGACUAUGAGCACUUGCAAAACUUGGAACUUAGAGUGACAGCACGUGACAGUGGGGACCCACCACUCAGCAGCAACGUAUCGAUACACCUGUUCAUUCUGGACAAGAACGACAAUGCGCCUGAGAUCCUGUACCCCGCCAUCCCCACUGACGGUUCCACGGGCAUGGAGCUGGCUCCUCGCUCAGCAGAACCCGGAUACCUGGUGACCAAGGUGGUGGCGGUGGAUCGCGACUCCGGACAGAACGCUUGGUUGUCCUACCGCCUGCUCAAGGCCAGCGAGCCAGGGCUCUUUGUGGUGGGCGUGAACACUGGCGAGGUGCGCACAGCACGGGCAAUACUGGACAGAGACUCCCUCAAGCAGAGCCUGGUAGUCAUAGUCCAAGACCAUGGCGAGCCCACUCUCUCAGCCACUGUCACCCUCACUGUGGCGGUAGCCGACAGCAUUCCUGAUGUCCUGGCCGACCUGAGUAAUUUAGCGUCUCCCAUUGACCCAGAUGAUUCUGGCCUCACGCUCUACCUGGUGGUGGCCGUGGCCGCUGUAUCCUGUGUGUUCCUGGCCUUUGUCAUCGUGCUGCUAGCACUCAGGCUGAGGAAGUGGCACUCUAAGCGUCUGCUCCAAGCUUCAGGUGGCCCACUGGCGGGUGUGUCAGCCUCGCACUUUGUGGGGGUGGAUGGAGUUCAGGCUUUCCUGCAGACCUAUUCCCAUGAGGUCUCACUCACCGCAGACUCCCGGAGGAGCCACCUGAUCUUCCCGCAGCCCAACUACGCGGACACGCUCAUCAGCCAGGAGAGCUGUGAGAAAAGCGAUCCCUUGUUAACAGCCAUAGAUUUUCAGGAAAGUAAGGAUGAAGCCGCAAAUACUCAGCCGCAGCGCCCUUUUCAGGACAACCCUAUCUCAGACUCGCUAGCGUGGGCAUUUCACCACUUCUUCCUCUGGAAAAGGAGGAUUCCGGACGCUGACUCUUGGGACUAA